AUGCCGGGAUCCUGUUGCAGUCGCUCAGGGGCCCUGCUGCUGGCCUUGCUGCUUCAGGCCUCCAUGGAAGUGCAUGGCUGGUGUCUGGAGAGCAGCCAGUGUCAGGAUCUCACCACGGAAAGCAACUUGUUGGAGUGCAUCGAGGCCUGCAAGCCGGACCUCUCAUCGGAAAGGCCCGUGUUCACCAGCAACGGUGAAGAGCAGCCGCUGACCGAGAACCCCCGGAAGUACGUCAUGGGUCACUUCCGCUGGGAUAGGUUUGGCGGCCGGAAUGGCAGCAGCGGCGGCGGCGCCGCAGGGCAGAAGCGCGAGGAGGAGCAGGCGGUCGAGGGCGGCCCCGGGCUCCAAGGUGAUGGCGAUGGGCCGGGCCCCCGCGAUGGUAAGCGCUCUUACUCCAUGGAGCACUUCCGCUGGGGCAAGCCGGUGGGCAAGAAGAGGCGCCCAGUGAAGGUGUACCCCAACGGCGCCGACGACGAGUCCGCCGAGGUCUUCCCCCUCGAGUUCAAGCGGGAGCUGGCCGGGGAGCGGCCCGAGCCAGCGCACCGCCCCGAAGCACCGGACGAGGGCACUGCCUCCCGGGCCGACCUGGAGUACGGCCUAGUGGCGGAAGCCGAGGCGAUGUCGGCCGAGAAGAAGGACGACGGGCCUUAUAAAAUGGAGCAUUUCCGCUGGGGCAGCCCGCCUAAGGACAAACGCUAUGGCGGCUUCAUGACCUCGGAGAAAAGCCAGACGCCCCUGGUGACGCUGUUCAGAAACGCCAUCAUCAAGAACGCCCACAAGAAGGGCCAGUGA
Chrysochloris asiatica (Cape golden mole) is the source of this 792-nucleotide messenger RNA. RefSeq names its product proopiomelanocortin (gene POMC). The coding region runs from base 1 to 792 and encodes 263 amino acids. The transcript is spliced from 2 exons. The record is from RefSeq and is a predicted model, not a curated record. Lineage: Eukaryota; Metazoa; Chordata; Mammalia; Afrosoricida; Chrysochloridae. Gene Ontology annotation, molecular function: hormone activity. Gene Ontology annotation, cellular component: extracellular region.